AAAUGGAAUUACUACAGAGCAAACAGGAACUGGAACGACAGAUUGCUGACCUAAAGAACACCGAACACAAGGUUAUCAAAUUAAAGGAACAAAUUGGACAAAGAUCAGAUCAAGAGAAAGUGGUUGUAACACAACUAGGGGAAGAGCGUAUGAAGCUUUUAAAAGUGCAGUCGGCUCUCCAUGAAAUGGAAGAAAAGUACUAUGCCAACACAGCUGCCGUGCAGGAUAAAAUCACACGUGAUUACAGAGAUGAAAUCCGUCUCCUUCGUCAACAGCUGCGUGAGAAAGAGAUGAUGAGGGAACAGGACCGUUUCCUCAGAAGCAAAAUGACAGAUGAUUGUGCCACUUUGAUCAAGGAAAAUGCCCAGCUACAUUCACAGAUUCUUGAGCUGAAAAAGCAAUUAGACAGGGAGAGGAUGGUGAAAGAAGAGACUGAUUUUUGCCGUACUUCAAGUGUGGUUCAACUGAUUACUGUGAAGGAUCAUAAGCAGCAACUGGAGUAUGAGGUGAAGAGACACAAGGAGCUCCUGGAAAUUAAGAAAAACAAAUUUCAGGAACUUAUGGAAAAGAUUCUUCUCCUUGAACAAGGGAAGACCUCGCUGGAACUGAGCAAAGCCACUGUGCACAGUCGUGUAGCUGAGAUACAAAGCAGAAUUGCGAAUACCGAAGAAGAGAACCUGCAGUUGCAAAGAGACAAGGCUCUGCUGGUUGACCUCAUCGCUGAUUUACAGAAGCAGUUUUCAAGUAAGGAAGAAGAGCUCUCCCGAAUCUACUCUGAGAUACAUUUAUUUGAUGAAGACAUUUCCACUCUGAAAUCCCAAAAUACACUGGAACAGUCCGUUCAGUCCGAAAAAUGGCGGGAACUCUCCAGAGUGUCCAGUUUGGCAAAAUUAACUGGGCCAAUGAGCAGGAAUGGUAGAAAAAAUGCUCACUAAAGUUUUAGUCAACAUGUAGUGUAAUUUACAGCUUUAUAUAGAUGAAAUAAAUAAGCUAAAACCUGUGCAUUCCAAAAUAUAAGAAUUUUUUCUUUGACAAUUAGCUUUAAUAUGCAAUUUGUAACAGACCUGCAUUUUGUUUUGUA
Pristis pectinata (smalltooth sawfish) is the source of this 1081-nucleotide messenger RNA. RefSeq names its product myosin-11-like. The transcript is spliced from 6 exons. NCBI's taxonomy places the organism in Eukaryota, Metazoa, Chordata, Chondrichthyes, Rhinopristiformes, Pristidae. The record is from RefSeq and is a predicted model, not a curated record. The coding region runs from base 3 to 935 and encodes 310 amino acids.